Messenger RNA from Metarhizium acridum CQMa 102, 2559 nucleotides. RefSeq lists its product as uncharacterized. The record is from RefSeq and is a predicted model, not a curated record. NCBI's taxonomy places the organism in Eukaryota, Fungi, Ascomycota, Sordariomycetes, Hypocreales, Clavicipitaceae.
AUGGAAGGGAUAUGGACCGGCCAUACAAUACACCAGGGUCUGUUAGAAGGGCCCGGGAACAAGUGCAAGAACCCAAACCCGAUUGAAUCCUCAACACCACUGCGACCACCGCCGCCAGGGUAUUCUCAGUCUAGGUUCGCGAAGAAUAGAAUGCCCCCUGGCCAGGACCCAAAGUAUGGCCCGGGAAUAUCAAGACCGACCCAGGUGCCACAGUGGCCGCUCACCAAUUCCAGUACCUCGCCGUCGACUUCUGUCGACCCAAGUUCAUAUCGGUCUUCCUCUUCGAAAUCACAACAGAUACCUCAGAGACCUCCGAGACCCAGCCCGAGCAGAAUUCCCUCCAUGCUUGACCAGGCAAAACCACAACAACCUACUCCUGUCUUCACCUCUCGAUCGGUCUUACCAGACACGUCACAAGAAAAGAACGACAAUUAUAAUGUUUCCUCCCCAUCGACCCCCUCAGAAAGCUCUAACCGGCAAACAAUAUCGUCUGUGGGAUCGAUACCUGACUUUCCGGUACCGAUUCCCGCGAGUUCUUCAGCACCGCCCAGGAAGAGUGCAAACUUGGGACCUCCACCUUCGAGCCGAAGAGGGGCAUCGUCUUUUUAUUCGAGUGCAUCAUACGUUUCUCCCAUACCCGAAGAAAGCCCGCGGUCAAGAUCUCAUGGGUCGUAUGCGUCAAGCGCGGCUAUGCCUGAAACAUGGCCCGCUGGAUCACCUGAGAUAGGCAGCCCUGCCUAUGGCGACGCAUUCUACGAAGAAUCGAUAACAGAAAAGGACAGAGAAUCUGGGUAUGAUGAGUUCGGAGAUGAGAGCCAAUUGGUUCGGAGUGCAAGCUUGGGUAAGAAGGGUAAGCCGGCAUUGAUUACCACAAAAAGGGCUAGCAGUUCUGGGACAAAUACCGGAAAAGAUCCAGCACCAGCGAAGACAGUACUCGAGAAUGACGGCUAUACGAGUCCGGCAACAAGUUCAUCCGAAUCUGUUUCUACCAUUAAAAAACCCCGAGCAUCGUUUAUCAAUACUUCGAGUAGGGAAAGUCUAGCCACGGAUGCUAUCCUGCAGCCUUAUGGUAGUGCAAGUUCAUCGGGCCCUAGAGAGUCUGUGCAACUUGGAGAUGUCCCUCGACAGCAAUCUCGCCUGUCGGCUAUGAAGCGUCCGCCCAGGCUUGAUAUCGACGCAGUUCGAGCGGCAGAGGCUAGGGGGAGUCUUACAAGCUUGCCAGAUUUGAUUCGGCGCGCAACCAGACUUGCAGCUAUGAUUGACAAGGGCAAACGGCCGGCAAGCAGGCUUGAUACUAUGGAAGGUUAUCUCACUGAAAAAGAUGACCUCCACCGAUCUGGAUUGUCAGACAUGCUGGCGGCCUUUCCGCCACCUGUUCAUACACCUCGAAACAAUACCAGCCGCAGCUCGUGGAUAAGAAGCAGCACAUGGCCAGCAAUCUCUGGACAAGAUCGACGUACUCAUUCACGUUCCCCGAGUGGUCAAAUUGAACCAAAGCCUAAACGACGAUGCUGUGGUCUACCCUUGUGGCUAGUCAUCCUUUUGGUCUUCUUACUUCUUAUCCUCAUUGUGGCAGCCAUAGUCGUCCCGCUCGAAUUUUUUGUUUUCAAGAACCUUGGCCAAAGAGACAAGGACCUCACUAUCGGUCAAUGCCAGGAGAGACUAACCUGCCUGAAUGGUGGUACCAGCGUAAUUUCCCAAGGCAAUUGUUCGUGUAUCUGUACCAAUGGCUUUACAGGUUCCACCUGUGGCGAUGGUGGUAACACCGGGUGUACGAUGACAAAUCUUGUUUCCACUGACGGACAGUCAAGUAUUACAAACGUGACAAUGGGCAGAGCCAUUCCACGGCUACUAGCUGAUGCCAACAAGAAUUUUUCUGUGCCACUGUCGGGCACCUCAAUUCUGGCUAGGUUUAACUCUGGAAACUUGUCAUGCAUUGCUCAAAAUUCUCUUGUCACGUUUGACGGUCGUUCCACAAGAUCCGGUCAAGCUACAGAUGAGGUGCAAGACAACACUCAAAACCAGGCGAACCUUGUCCUGAAUGUUGAAGAGUUCCCGGUGAUAUCAAUUAUUACUCUCGUGCCACCAACCACGACGACAACGACUACUGUGACUCCUCCUGUUACUGGCCAGAAGCCUACAACAUCAGUGGCGAGUUCAGCUCCCCCAGAAAAAUCUCAAACAACAAUACCACCAACUACCCCGGCCAAGUCGACCUUGACAUCCAUGUUCUUAUCGAGCCCCCUGCCUAUUUCCAGGUCAACUGCUACCACCACUAGCAGAGCUCCUUCAAAUUUCCCAGUCACAGAGGAAGUGCUUGAUUUCUCGCGGGUUGCAAUGCUCUACAUAUUACAACAGCAGACCGUGGACAGGGCAGUGUCUUCCCAAGCUGCACUGCAACGACUAUUUAGCAAGGCCAUGAGGGGUCAAACACAGAUAGGGAGUCAAGUCACGGAGCAGGAGGCGUCCAACGUUGAUCUUGGGGGUGGAAAUAGCAUCAACCUGGUCUCACUAUCUGUCAACAUUGGGAACGGACCAGUUGGGCGCAGAAAUGUUUAG